Molecule: messenger RNA, 3295 nt
Organism: Menidia menidia (Atlantic silverside)
Lineage: Eukaryota; Metazoa; Chordata; Actinopteri; Atheriniformes; Atherinopsidae
Source: the annotation of a GenBank genome assembly
AUGGUGGUGGAGGGGGGAAAGAAACUAGUGACAUUGUCCGCUAGGGUGUGAGAUCACCCUUGGGGUUCACCUUGGAUAAAAAGAAAAGAAAAAACACACACACUCUAAAGGCUGAUGGAUCUCCCUCCGCAUAAGGAUACCAGCCCAUAUCACGGUGGUUCCAACAUGCAGCCUGGAUCCUGUGGGUCGGUCGGAGCCAGCCCUCCUUUGACACCGCAGCUGACCGUUCCAGAGCCACCUCUCAUCGUCCCAACGGACGCCUUCAAAAGGCAGCAGGCAUCCAAUGCAGUGCAAGCACCUCUAAAAGUGACAGACCAAAUGCAGUUUAGCCAGGCAAAGUCCUCGUCUGCCCCAACGACGCUGGGGAGCAUAUGCCGGCCCAGACCGACUGCUCUCGGAACCAAAGCUGCUCUGAAGCCCGCCAGAAUCUCAGUGGAGCCGUCAAAGGAAAAGGAUUUGGCCUCCGUUUGCAUUCCGGGGCCCCAGAGCGCAAACGUCCUGCCGCAUGCUCCGUCCGAGUCCUCGUUCUCUCUCCACAGUCCCCAGAGCCCCCACAGUCCUCAGUCUUACCUGAACCCCACUCCCAACCUGCCUCCGCCCAAGACAAACCCCAGCCUCUCCCCCAGCCUCAGCCCCAAAUCCAGCCUCAGCCCCAAAUCCAGCCUCAGCCCCAAAUCCAGCCUCAGUCCGCAGACGCAGAGGACCCCCUCGCCUGGGGGCUCAUCGCCGAACCAGGCCAAGUCCGACAGGCCAGGAGAAGAGAACAAAGACUUCAGGGUGUGCAUCGUCACAUGGAACGUGGGAUCAGCUGUCCCACCAGAUGACAUCACCUCUCUGUUUGGACCAAAUGUUUCAGAUGGGAACACUGACAUGUUCAUCAUCGGACUCCAGGAGGUAAACUCCAUGAUAAACAAGAGACUAAAGGAUGUUCUUUUUUCUGACCAGUGGAGUGAGCUUUGCAUGGACACACUCAGUCCUUUUGGAUAUGUUUUGGUGGCCUCGCAGCGAAUGCAGGGUGUGCUGCUGCUGGUUUUUUCUAAAUAUUACCAUCUUCCAUUCCUCAGAGGCGUGCAGACACAGAGCACACGCACGGGACUUGGGGGAUAUUGGGGGAACAAAGGGGGUGUUAGUGCCCGGAUGACUGUGUUCGGCCACUCGGUGUGCUUCCUCAACUGUCACCUGCCGGCUCACAUGAGAAACCUGGAGCAGCGGAUGGAGGACUUUGAGAGCAUCCUUCAGCAGCAGCAGUUCGAGGGGGGGACUACUACCGGUGUACUGGACCAUGAUGUUGUGUUUUGGUUCGGGGAUUUAAAUUUCCGGAUUGAAGACUAUGACAUUCACGUGGUGAAGUGUGCCAUUGACAGCAAUAAGCUGCCUCUUCUGUGGGAGCGAGAUCAGCUCAACAUGGCUAAAACCACAGAAUCCAUUCUGGAAGGCUUCAUCGAGGGACAGCUCAACUUCCCACCGACGUACAAGUUUGAUGUGGGCACCCACACCUACGACACCAGUGCCAAGAAGAGGAAACCUGCCUGGACGGACCGCAUCCUCUGGCGCCAUCGCCGCACCGGUUCCCCAGUACCUACCCACAAUGCAGCACUGCAGCGGGGUCUAACCUCAUGGUUGGGUGGGGCAACUAAAGUGACACAACAUAUGUACAGAAGCCACAUGGGCUUCACAAUCAGUGACCACAAGCCUGUUUCUGCACUGUUUUCACUGCAUUUUCCGUUCAGGGUCGAGAUGCCUCUGGUGGAGCUGCAGGUAAACAAGGAGUGGUCCAAAGUGUCUGACGCGACGGUUCGAUUCACCGUCGUGUCCACGUAUCAGCGCAGUUCGUGGGACUGGGUGGCCAUAUACAAGGUGGGAUUCAGACAUCACAAAGACUACCAGGCGUAUGUGUGGGCCAAGGGAGAGCACGCCAUACAGGUGACCUUUUCAGAGGAGGAUUUGCCAAGAGAUGAUUGCGAAUACAUCCUGGGUUACUACAGUAAUAAUUUGAAUAGCAUCGUCGGGCUGUCGUCGCCAAUUCAGAUCAAGGUGCCAGCUCACAGCCCUACAGUGUGUCGCUCUGACAACUCUGACGUCAGCUCAGAGGACGAUAGCACUCUGGUUCUGCUGGCUCCAAACUCCCGCAGUCCGAGCCCUAAAAACGGCAAAUACCACCAUCGGAAUCGUCGCAGCCGCAGCCCCGCCGUUCCAGCGCUCUCCUCCAACCCGCUGCCCUCUCUACAGGGCCUCGGCCUCAGCCCUCGCUCCAAAGAUUGCCACUCACAAAGCCGCUCUCCCUCCUCUAUAGCUAAAAAGGAGCGCCUUGUCUCGCCGGACGCCCUGCCCUCUCCCAUCAGCCCCCUCAGCCCCCGCAGCCCCGUGUCUCCGGGUAGCGGCGUUUCUGCCCCGGAGGCCCUGAUCGUAGCCAUCUUAGGCGAACACAGCCCAGCUCAGGUUAGCCCAACAGGGCUCAAAUACAUAGGGAAGCAAGAUGAAACAGACACGAGAAAGAACAAAAAAUGUUAACAUUUGAUUCCGUCCAGGGAGAACAAGGGCAACAUCCAUGCGUUCAGGGUGUUGUGAUCCACUCUGUCACCGUGCUCAGCGACGCAGCACACGUUGUGACUGUAAUGUAGUUUGCGAACAUUCUACAUGCGUAGCCCUACAGUUCCCCGUCUGUCAGUCUGCCAUCUCACGCACAGCUGUACUUUAUGUUUAGUCAAAAAUGUGACCAGACUCUUGCAGUGCUUCCAUAGACUCGGAAGCUGCAACGUAAAUAAGUGAAUACACUGAAUGUGAAACCAAGGUCUGAGUGAACCCGUGAUGAAAGCGAUAGUCGUUUUCCAUAGGAAUAUGGAUCCACGUAAACAAACGCGGAUCACAAGAAGGACUCUGAAUGACGAGUAUUGAUGGUAUCACAGUCCACAGCUGAAGGUUGAUGUUUUUGUGAAAGCCGGUGUGUGUCCAGUUAUAUGUAAAUGUGUGGAAUCGGCAUUUUAGACAUGAUGAUUUUAGUUCUGCAGGAGUCGUCUGUGCUCAUGAGAUCAGUCUUAUGUGUCCCAGACCAACAACUGAGCAUUUAAUCAACUCGGUUUUAAAUUUACACGUCACUGUGUGAAGUUUAAUGGUAAUCCAAAACCAAGGCUCUUAUUCUUCUUAGCAGCUUUGUGAACACAACCCUUGUUCCAUACAGCUCAGUGAGUGGAUACUAACGUUGAUGUUUGCCUUAAGGAGAAAGCAUUGUUGGACCUGGUAGAAGUGCAAAUAAAAUGAGAACAAAUUAAACACAUGUGUAAACCAACUUUUUUAA